AUAACGACGCUGUAAAAAAAUGCUGAGUGAACUACAUAGCAUAUCACAUUCGGAUCUUAAACUAUAUAGCGAUAUGAACAGGCUAUGAUGUAGAAAUCAGGUUUUUAAUGUCAUGUGUCGAAUCAGCGGAUCCGAAAUGUACAGUAGCCGGAAGGAGAGACAGGGAAACUAACACUCAGUUUGUAUGUGACGAUGUCGAGGGGGGGAGCGCCUUGACGUUUGUGGACGACUUUGAAUAAUGUUAAUGAGAAACAUGGUCUGAAAAGGGAGACAACUAACCGUUAACGGUCGACUACUGCUCUGCUAAGCAUUGGUACCAGGCUUAGAUCAAGUGCGACAACUUCCGCAUCAGCAGGCGCUGCUUUCACAUGCAUCGUCGGGGAUGUCAAUAUGAAAAUUCUUUGCCUUGGUGGGCGUCAGAAAGGUUCACAGUCGCACUGAAAAUGGCUUCUGAAGUGACGUUUAUUUUAUCUUAGAUGAACAUGUCGGUAUUAUCUUGAUGAGUAUUUAGGUCUUUCUAUCAGAUCAUUUUAUUGUGGACGUUUGUUUUGGAAUUUCCGAUAGUCAGAAAGGCGACAGUAGGACGGGGCGGGGCUGCCAUCGAACACUGCUGUGGUACGUGCUGACGGUCCACGUCGGUGUGGUGGAACCAGUCCCUGAAUAGAACUGCAUCGAACUGCUUGCCUCGGGACCCACAGGGCUCGUUGGAGAGGCGGGACGGAUCCAGUCUAGUUCUCUACAAAGGAAAAUAAGUCAACAACUAUUCAACGCGUUCAACUGAAGAGCAUUGAGGUUUCUUGCUAAGACUGUCACAAACUGUCAGCAUACAGUGGACACGAUGGAGGACGACCUGAUGUUCAGCAUGGAAGAAGAGGGCAGCGCCACGAGAGACGCACCCCCCAAACAACGGGUGUCAUCCCUCACCGAUGAGGACGACGACGAUGACAGCGACGUCCACUUCAUCUGCCCCCUCCUGGACGACCCCGCCAGGGAAAUCUGUCAUUACUUGCAGAACCUGGUGAACAACUGCCAGCUAUCAGACACGUUACCCAAAAGCAGCUUCUCGUACAAGAGCGACGAGGACAAUGUGACGGAAGGUUCGUACAAGGUUUUGUCAGAGAGUGCACGGGAAACUUGGAAAAAUGCCGUCAAAAAGGCCAAAGCCAUGCCGGACCCCUGGGCAGAGUUUCACCUGGAGGACAAAGAGACAGAACCCUGCUUACGCUACAGGUAUAACGCCAUCACUGGGGAGUGGGCCCAGGACCAGGUCCACAUUAAGAUGGCGGCACAGCCGUUCGGGAAAGGCGCCAUGAGGGAGUGCUUCAGAACGAAGAAGCUGUCAAACUUCUCGCACAGCGGCAACUGGAAGUCGGCGUGCAACUAUGUGGCCAAGCGCUACAUGGAGACGGUGGACAGAAGCGUCUACUUUGAGGACGUCCGGCUGCAGAUGGAGGCCAAGCUCUGGGGGGAAGAGUUCAACCGCCACAAGCCUCCCAAGCAGGUGGACAUCAUGCAGAUGUGCGUGGUGGAGAUGACAGAGAGGCCGGGCAAGCCGCUCUUCCACCUGGAGCAUUACAUCGAGGGCAAGUACAUCAAGUACAACUCCAACUCUGGCUUUGUGCGGGACGACAACAUCAGGCUGACGCCACAGACGUUCAGUCACUUUACCUUUGAGCGUUCGGGCCACCAGCUGAUCGUGGUCGACAUCCAGGGUGUAGGCGACCUUUACACCGACCCGCAGAUCCACACAGAAAAGGGAACUGACUUUGGCGACGGGAAUCUGGGCGUGCGAGGCAUGGCGCUGUUCUUCCAUUCCCACCUGUGCAACAAGAUCUGCAAGAGCAUGGGCCUGACACCUUUUGACCUCUCACCGCCCGAGAAGCAGCAGCUGGACUGCACCAACAAACUGCUGAAAUCCGCUAAAACGGUGCUGAGGGGCUGCGAGGAACAGUGCGGUUCCCCUCGCGUCCGCACCGUGUCCGGGUCCCGGGUGCCGCCACUGCUGACCCGCCUGUCUGAGACGUCGUCCGCGGACGAGAGCAUGAGCGAUGCGGACUCGGUCCCUUGCUCCCCCCUGGUUGCGUACGGAUACAUGGGAAGGUCACCCGCAGGCUUAUCUUUCACUGGAAUGUAUGAGCAGGAAAGACUGGACAACGCAGGCGAACACAGGGAAUCAGACAGUGGCGGGGACAGUGGCUACCCCAGCGAGAAGAGGAGCGAGGGGGACCCCAACGACCACGUGGAUGGGGCCCGCCACCACUUCCAAAGACAUUAUUCCGAGUCGGACGAGGACAGUUCCAGACGGCUGACGGAGGAGAAGUGGAGCUUCUUCCACUCGUCUCGCGCUCACGUGCACAGACCCUCCUGCGUGGCCACCGAGGUGGAGCGACUCAGCUCCCUGAUGCAGAAGCGCAUCGGCCAGUCCAUCCUGGGGAAGGUGCACCUGGCCAUGGUGCGCUACCAUGAGGCGGGGCGUUUCUGCGAGAAGGACGAGCAGUGGGAUCAGGACUCUGCCAUGUUUCACCUGGAGCGAGCCGCCCAGUGCGGCGAGCUGGAGGCCAUCGUUGUCUUGGGGCAGUGCUGCCUGCAGCUGCCGCACCACAUCCUGCCGAGCGUGGAGCUGGAGGACAACGCGGGAAACAGGAUGAAAGGAUUCAAGUACCUGCUGCAGGCUGCAGAAGCUGGUGACAGAUCUUCCAUGAUCAUGGUGGCCCGAGCUUUUGAUACAGGGGUCAAUCUGUCCGCAGACAGGAAGCAGGACUGGGACGAAGCCAUACACUGGUACGACAGCGCGUUGAACAUGACAGAGCACGACGAAGGGGGCGAGUUUGACGGCAUACAAGACGAGCCCCGUUACCUCCUGCUGGCCAGAGAGGCCCAGAUGUUCCAAGAGGGAGGCUUCAACCUCACAGCCGACCUGCAGAAAGCAGGCGACCUGUUUACAGAAGCAGCAGAGGCCGCCACGGAGGCCAUGAAGGGUCGCCUGGCGAACCAGUACUACAUGAAAGCCGAGGAGGCGUGGGCCAUGAUGGAGGAGUAAAUCUCUGGCUGCACACUUAGAACACAAAAAGGCCUUAUAGGGGUGGGGCAGGUUUUCUACGGCCUGGAUGAGUGGCGUUUACAUAAUUUUUAUAACAAAUUUUUAGCUAACGGUGCUUUGCGUGUGUUUGCAUGUUGAGUAUUCCAUCUUCAUCAAGUUUUCUGUGCAAGAUUUCCUCUUAGGGAAGCGUCUUUCGUCUUUCAGGAUGCAGUUCUCUCUCAGUGUGGUGGGUAAAGAAUGGAUGUUUCAAAAACAAAACAAAACAAAACAAAAGAUUAUACAGUAUGUAACUGUGAAAAGAAAAAUAAAGUUUGCAUUGCUUUUGA
Molecule: messenger RNA, 3366 nt
Organism: Dunckerocampus dactyliophorus (ringed pipefish)
Lineage: Eukaryota; Metazoa; Chordata; Actinopteri; Syngnathiformes; Syngnathidae
Gene: eef2k
Product: eukaryotic elongation factor 2 kinase
Exons: 19
Coding region: 839-3040 (733 amino acids)
Biological process (GO): protein phosphorylation
Molecular function (GO): calmodulin binding; calcium ion binding; elongation factor-2 kinase activity
Source: RefSeq, a predicted model, not a curated record